Arabis nemorensis is the source of this 510-nucleotide messenger RNA. The record is from the annotation of a GenBank genome assembly. Lineage: Eukaryota; Viridiplantae; Streptophyta; Magnoliopsida; Brassicales; Brassicaceae.
AUGGUAAGAUUUUGCAAGAGGCUGAGACCCUUUGUGACAGAGAAGACAAUAGGAAGAAUGAUAACCAGCGGAGCAGAUAUGCGUUGUGAGGAGCGUGUAAAGCAAGAUGAUGCUACCAAAUGUUUCUUUAAUGUUGUAAGAGAUGUUUUUGAAGGAGCAGAAUCUCCAAGAUUUGAGGUAUUAGAAAACAAGGAAUAUAUGGAGUGUAUAUUCAGACUUUCUGCUAGUGUGGAAAACGUUGCUGUUAAAGAAGGACUGUUGAAGCUAAGAAACUCGCUGAAAGAGAAGUUGCUUUUGAUCGAUUCAAAGAUCUUUAUGAACGAGUAUACAUACAAUGUGCUACAGAAUUUCCCAAAGCUAUCAGCAAUUGAGAAUCGCUUAGUGGUCCUUCCGUUUGUGAAGAAGUUUUUACGGGGUAAACUGAAGAAAAUGAUGAAAAAACAGAAGAGGCAGGCGUCAAUUGGUGCAGAAGCUUCUGCUGAACGAGUACACAAGAAGGCACGUCAUUAA